Messenger RNA from Vanrija pseudolonga, 1678 nucleotides. RefSeq names its product N-carbamoyl-L-amino-acid hydrolase. Gene Ontology annotation, molecular function: hydrolase activity, acting on carbon-nitrogen (but not peptide) bonds, in linear amidines. The coding region runs from base 263 to 1570 and encodes 435 amino acids. The record is from RefSeq and is a predicted model, not a curated record. The transcript is spliced from 3 exons. Lineage: Eukaryota; Fungi; Basidiomycota; Tremellomycetes; Trichosporonales; Trichosporonaceae.
GGAUGCUCGACGGAGUGCACAGAGGCGGCUCCGCACUCGACACCGACAGCCGCUCUCAUCGCGGCAAACCUCGUCGAGCCCCGUGGAGAGAGAUAGCGGCUGAGCUCCCCAUUCGUGCCAUCAUGAUCACCUUGUUGCCGACCGUGGGGUAUGGGCGGCUCUUACACGAUACCCGCGACAAGAGGAGGGCGGCUGUCGCGAGCACGCAUGGCAUAUAACCCAGGCAGGCGGGAAAGCCUGCUCACCCAACACCCACAUCACAAUGGUAGCCGUCAACAGCACAUACCGCCCGCGCGACCUCACGAUCAACGGCCAGCGGCUGAACGACACGCUGCACCAGACGUGCGAGUUUGGCGCCGCGCACCCCUGGGGCCCGAAGGCGACCGAGACGGGCAUGGCGCGGCUGGCGCUCACGGACAGCGACAAGGCCGUGCGCGACUGGUAUGUCGCCGAGAUGAAGUCGCUCGGGUGCGAGGUCAAGGUCGACACGAUGGGCAACAUCUGCGCCAUCCGCGCGGGCGAGAACGACGGCCCGCCCACCGCGAUGGGCAGCCACCUCGAUACCCAGCCCACGGGCGGGCGCUACGACGGUAUCCUGGGCGUCAUGGCCGCCGUGGAGGCCAUGCGCACCCUGCACGAGUCGGGCAGGAAGACAAAGUACCCCGUCGCUGCGAUCGACUGGACCAACGAGGAGGGCGCACGCUUCCCCAAGUCGAUGCAGGCUUCGAGCGUCUGGGCGGGCGACAUCACGCUCGAGGACGCGCACGCGCUCGCCGACGUGACUGACGACAAGGUGACUACGCUGUCCGAGCUCCAGAGGAUCGGAUACGCCGGAGACGUGCCGUGCUCGUGGGAGGCGAACCCGCUCGGCGCGCACUUCGAGAUCCACAUUGAACAGGGCCCGGUGCUCGAGAACGCAGGCCAGCGUGUCGGUAUCGUGCGCGGCGGGCAGGCGUACAAGUGGUUCGAGAUCACGAUCCGCGGGCGCGACUCGCACGCGGGCACGACGCCGAUGGACUGCCGCGCGGACCCGAUGCUGACCGCUGCGCACUUCAUCGUGACCGCGAGCAGCAUUGCGCGGGCGCACGGCGGGCUGUGCACGAACGGCAUCUUCACCGCCAAGCCGGGCUCGGUGAACACGAUCCCGAACGAGGUCCGCUUCUCCCUGGAUAUCCGGCACGUCGAGGACGCGCAGCUCGCCGCUAUCGAGGCUGAGAUCCGCGCGCAGACGGCACAGAUCACCAAGACGGGGUACAAGGUCGAGUGUGCCAUCGAGUGGAAGCCGCUCUACGCCAACCCCGCGAUCGUGUUCCACCCCGACUGUGUGGCCGCUGUGCGGGCCGCUGCGCUCGGCAACGUCGCCGAGAAGGACACGCGCGAGAUCAUCUCCGGCGCGGGGCACGACUCGUGCUGCACCUCCAAGCGUGUGCCGACCGGCAUGAUCUUCAUCCCGAGCAAGGACGGGCUCAGCCACAACCCCGAGGAGUACUCCACGCCCGAGGACUGUGCCCUCGGCGCGCAGGUGCUUCUCGAUGCCGUGCUGCUGUACGACUCGCAGCGUACGGCAUGAGCGGCGUAGUGAGGCGGUGAGGCAGUAGAGAGAAACGACACGACCCAGGCAUUCGAGGUGGCUAUUGUAGGUUAGAGGCGUUGGCAUAUGCGGCCGGUGUCGAGCAGC